AUGGUUGAACGCCGCCUCCCGGUUCAGCAGCUGGUGAUUCUCUCAAUAUGUCGUUUCGCAGAGCCCAUCGCCCUUACGUCCGUCUUUCCCUACCUCCCUGAAAUGAUCGAGUUCUUUGGAGUCCCCGAGAACGAUAUCGCUCGCUGGGCCGGCCUCACCUCCGCCAUCUUUUCGCUAUGCCAGGCGCUUACCGGCAUACCUUGGGGUGCCGCUUCUGACCGCUUCGGGAGGAAACCGAUAAUAUUGAUUGGCUUGUUCAAUACCAUGGUCACCAUGUUGGUCUGGGGCUUCUCGACCAGCCUGCCCAUGGCCAUUGCUGCCCGUGCCUUCUCGGGCUUGGGCUCCGGGAAUGUGGGCAUCCUGAGGACGACCGUGGCCGAACUAUGUCCUUGGAAGGAACUACAGCCGCGUGCUUUCAGCAUCAUGCCAUUGGUCUACACCAUCGGAGCCAUCAUUGGUCCGACUCUGGGCGGGGCAUUGUCGAAUCCCUUACGAAUAGACCCUCGAAGCCCGCCCGGGCACCGAUUCCUCGAGAGAUAUCCUUACUGCCUGCCCAAUCUGGUGGCGGCUGCCAUAUUCUGUAUCGGUAUUCUGGUUGGGCUACUCUUCCUCGAGGAAACCCUCGAGACGAAGAAGAACCAUCGAGAUUACGGGCUCAUCAUCGGCUCCAAAAUCACCGCUUGGUUUCGCAGAACGUUCCACAUUCCCAAGCAGCCGAGGAUGCACCCCGAGCGCGAGCCGCUGCUGGACCCGCUCAAGGAUGACGACGAGCGACUGCUAGACGAUGAUCCUGCUACAACAACCCACCGUGAAGGUCCCCCAACAAUCAGAGAGGUUCUUUCGUACCAAACGACUCUGAACCUCGUGGCCUAUACGUUUCUUGCCCUAUACACGGUUGCUUACGAUCAGCUUCUCCCUGUUUUCAUGCAUCACCCCCCGCAGUCACUGGACGAUCCCAAUGUCUCGCUGCCUCUGAAGUUUGCAGGCGGCUUUGGCAUAGGCUCACGACGUAUUGGUGCCAUGUUUACCGUCUUCGCCGUCACAUCUACCAUCAACCAGUUCUUCAUCUUCCCGUCGCUCGCGCGUCGUCUCGGUGUUCUUCGCUGUCUCCGCAUCGCAUUCUUGAUCUUUCCCUUCAUCUUCUUUGUCACACCCUUUGUGUCUCUCUUACCGGGACAGAAGACCAAGGAAGUGGUCAUGGUCGUCUUGCUUGUCAUUCGCGGCAUCAGCGGCACCUUCGCCUUCCCGACCAACACGAUCCUGCUGACGAAUAGUGCCGGUAGUCUUCGGGUCCUCGGCACAAUCAAUGGCCUCGCAACCAGUGUCGCUGCUGUUGGACGCGCUGCGGGACCAGCCAUAGUCGGUAAUCUCUUUACUUUCGGAGUCAAGCAUGGUUACGUGAUUGUGCCAUUCUGGGGCCUGGCCAUAAUUUCCAUUCUGGCGGCGGUGCCGACAUGGUGGCUUGUCGAGGGAAAGGGCUUCGGCGAUGACCCCGAGCCUGACGAGGGAGAUGUUCUAUCAUCGUCAGCCUUGUCGAUCUCUUCAGAGGACGGAUCCAAGCAAGCCACCGGAAUACGAGAUGGCGCUCUGUCCGAAUCGGAGUAUUGUGAGCCUACGAACCCGCUUUCCUAUACGAACACCCGCUCAAGUGAAGCAUCUGCAUCCGAUGAUGAGUUGGAUGUGGAGGCCAACGAGACAAGAGAUGGCCACCACUCUUUUGCUGCAAGGCGGUCCAGUAGCGGGAGUCGGGGUCUCCGUCACGUACGUGGUCAUUCUCAUGGAGGAAGGAGUGUGACUUUGCGAAGACGGUCUUCUGUUCCGAUUGGCAUGGGCGUAGGAUUCCAGAGACUAAGCUCGAACCUUGGCAGUACGGGCAUAGGUGCCGAUGGAGCGAGCUGGGGUGGAGGUUGA
Molecule: messenger RNA, 1911 nt
Organism: Westerdykella ornata
Lineage: Eukaryota; Fungi; Ascomycota; Dothideomycetes; Pleosporales; Sporormiaceae
Product: MFS general substrate transporter
Exons: 5
Coding region: 1-1911 (636 amino acids)
Biological process (GO): transmembrane transport
Molecular function (GO): transmembrane transporter activity
Source: RefSeq, a predicted model, not a curated record